GGACAGCCACUGGAUCUGAGCCACUUGACCCAAGCCUAGCGUGUCCAACAACAUCUGCUCCAUUCUCUUUGGCAAACGCUUCGAGUAUGACGAUGACGUCUUUAUUAACAACCUUAGGUUGAUGCAUCACGUUAUGCGCGAUGGGGGAGCGGGUGCAGUGGUCACCUUUCUGCCUUUCCUGCGGCACCUGCCUGGAAAUUUCUUUAAGUUGAAGCACAUUGUAAGCAGUAUUCUACUUUUGCUUAAUGAGUUUAUCAAGCCUUUUGUAGACGAGCACAACCGCAGGUAUGAGGAGGGCAUAUACGAGGAUGACGACUUUAUUGGCGCCUACAUCAGAGAAAUACAUCAUCAUCGCAACAGGCAGUCAGGAUCACCUCACAUCAACGAUGUUAAUCUUCCGAAGACAGUCUUCGACAUCUUUGCAGGUGGCACGGACACGACCUCAACAGCUAUCCUGUGGACUCUGGUUUACUUCCUUCACCACCCUGACGUGCAGGACAAGUGCUACGAGGAGAUCCACAGAGUUGUCGGCACAGAGCGAGCGCCCACCAUACAGGAUAGACCGAAGUUAGUUUACAUGGAGGCUGUCAUCAUGGAGGUUCUUCGCUAUGCCAACAUUGCUCCACUUAGUGUGCCACAUGCCACCUCAUGUGACGUGGAGUUUGGUGGAUACACGAUCCCUAAGGGCACUUUUCUUUUCCCAAACCUGGAUUCUGUGAUGAGAGAUCCAGAGAUAUGGGGUGACCCCGACAGAUUCCGACCUGAACGUUUCAUUGGAGAGGACGGCAAACUGUGGAGACCUGAAGAAUUUAUUCCCUUCUCUAUGGGUCGACGCGUUUGUAUGGGUGAGGCGCUUGCCAGAAUGGAAUUAUUUCUAUAUCUGUCAACAAUGGUACAGCAAUUCCAAUUCCUGCCUCCGGAAACUGGAGAGCUGCCAUCUUUGCAAGGCCUGCUGGGAGUAGCCUAUACCCCUAAACACUUCAAGGUUCGAGCUGUGCCUAGGAUGUGUUCCACAAAAGAAACGUCUGAAUAAAAACAGUAAUGGAACGGACGUGUGUUAAAGGACACCGAAACACAUCUGAGUUUCCUAUUCAUUUAUCCUUAAAGCUGUAAACAUUCACUGCAGCACAUCUAUUAACGAGUGACAGCCUCAGUUAAUUUUUAUCUGUGGUUUUUAUGUUACACGAAGAGAACACAGAUCGUUGACCAAGAAAGACUAAUCAACUAAGUUUUCAAUGGAGAAAUGUUGGGAGAGACCUACACGAUCCAUAUCUAGGAUAAAUACAUUUUAAUGCAGUUUGUGGGACCACCUGUUUGUUGAAUUUUAUUCUUAUUAAUACUAAUCCGCUUGCGUCCAAGUUCUUUUCAUCAUGCAUAUGCUUCAUUUGUUUUCAAAGCUUACGUCUUAAGCAGUUUUUUAAAUUUCUUUGACGUGUACAUCACACAAAUGAUAUUUAAACGGACAUCAAUAUUUAUUUGAAUUUGAAUGUAAAUAGACAAAACAUGUGUUGUGUUUGAAUACUAUCAUUUAAUGAGACUCCUUGUUUAUUGACUCGGAUAUUAUUACAGCUAUUAAGUUUGACGAAGGUACUUUAAAGCUGGUCAGUGUGUAUAAAGGUCAUUAUGGGCGUAAAUUAAAAAGGAUAACAAUGUAAGCAAGAAUAAAAUUAAGUAGGUCUACUUACAGGCAUUGAAAUCAGUAAUAAAAUUUUAACAGAAAAGUGGGAGCCUUUUAACAAAUUUACAACACAGCCAUUUUAUAAGGAAUAGGAAUGCAUGACGAUAUUUUUGUAGAGGGGUGUGUAGGAUUGUAUGGAAUUAAACUUAUUACAGGACGUGGAUUACUUAAUCUGUAUUUGAUAUAUUAAAACAUUGAUGGUGGAGGAAAUAAAA
Pomacea canaliculata is the source of this 1893-nucleotide messenger RNA. RefSeq names its product cytochrome P450 2U1-like. The transcript is spliced from 3 exons. Bases 122 to 1033 code for a protein of 303 amino acids. Gene Ontology annotation, biological process: xenobiotic metabolic process. Gene Ontology annotation, molecular function: iron ion binding; heme binding; oxidoreductase activity, acting on paired donors, with incorporation or reduction of molecular oxygen, reduced flavin or flavoprotein as one donor, and incorporation of one atom of oxygen. Lineage: Eukaryota; Metazoa; Mollusca; Gastropoda; Architaenioglossa; Ampullariidae. The record is from RefSeq and is a predicted model, not a curated record. Gene Ontology annotation, cellular component: cytoplasm; intracellular membrane-bounded organelle.